GUCAGAGUGGAUGACAGAUUGACAGACGUUAAAAGCUAAAAGAUUUAAAAUCAGUAGAAAUUAGAAAUAGAAAUUAAAAAAAUUUUAUAUAAAAAUGUCCGAAUCAAUUGACCCUAAAGAAAUCCUAAUAUAUCUUAACGAAUUAGGAUAUACAAAUAUAAGUGCCCAAAUGUUAAAGGAAUUUAUUAUUGAUCUAAGGAAACUAAUGAAAUAUGACCAAAGGAAACGGAAAGUAGAAGCACAUUUUGAUCCAACAGAAAGCUACAGUCAUAGUACUCCUAUAUACCCAGAAAUAAAACAACCGCCAAGGAAAACGCAGAGCAAUGACAUUUUUGAAACACUGCACAAUCUUCCUACAGAAGCAUCAAAAGCAAAAAUGGUGACUAAACGGGCACACCAAAUCGAAGUUGUUCACAUCACACAUAAGAAUAUCAAUCACGAACAUUGUAUUCACUUAGAAAAUAAUUCACCAAUCAGUGAUGCAUUGGGUGUAGGUUCCAAUAAAGUUGCUGAGAGUACUGAAAAACAGUCAAAGGAAACUAUACAUACCCAACCUAAUAGUAGUGAACCGUCUACAACUAAACAGUUAAGGCCAACGUCAAAGCAAAGUGUUAACAGUUCGUCAGCUCCCAGUUCUAAAUUGAAAAAAAGUAAAACGACAGUUCUUAAAAAUAAAUCCAACAUAAAACCUCUGCGAAAGACAGACCCAGUGGCUCUCUAUCACCAGUAUCAAGAGGAAUGGAAACAUAUCAAAUUUCCAGGAGAGGACAACCACCUGGAUCUAAGGUGGGCUGUGAGAGAAAAACUUAUGGACGGGCCUCCCAUAGAGAAACCUGUUAAGAGAAUUAGUAGUAAGAAAAAAGCAUUUUAAAUAUUGGUUAAGGUUUAAAAUGAGAUAUUUUUGUACUGAUGUUAUGUUUAUUAUGAAAGUAUUAAGUCAUAUUGAUGUAAAUAUAUUUUAAGAACAAAAUUUCCAUAGAAAUAUACAUAAUUUAGGAAUUAAUACAAACAA
This is a messenger RNA of Diabrotica virgifera virgifera (western corn rootworm), 1012 nucleotides long. RefSeq names its product centriolar and ciliogenesis-associated protein HYLS1 (gene Hyls1). Gene Ontology annotation, biological process: cilium assembly. Gene Ontology annotation, cellular component: non-motile cilium; centriole. The transcript is spliced from 3 exons. The record is from RefSeq and is a predicted model, not a curated record. Lineage: Eukaryota; Metazoa; Arthropoda; Insecta; Coleoptera; Chrysomelidae. Bases 95 to 871 code for a protein of 258 amino acids.